Vairimorpha ceranae is the source of this 2610-nucleotide messenger RNA. Its product is annotated as exoribonuclease r. Gene Ontology annotation, molecular function: 3'-5'-RNA exonuclease activity; RNA binding. The transcript has a single exon. Gene Ontology annotation, cellular component: exosome (RNase complex). The coding region runs from base 1 to 2610 and encodes 869 amino acids. Lineage: Eukaryota; Fungi; Microsporidia; Nosematidae. The record is from RefSeq and is a predicted model, not a curated record.
AUGAAAAAUUCACCAUCUUACAAAUACAACAAUAGUUUUUUUGAAUGGAAAAUUUCUAAAAGAAAUCAAUUAUUAAAAAGAGUAAAGGAAAAUUACGUUAGAAAUGAUAUACCGUGUGGAUUUGAAUGUUGUGGUACCAAAAUUUAUGAUGAUUUUGUGGUUUUUACCAUUUGUUCUAAAGAGAUUUUAGAAAAACAUAAAUCAUUAUUAAAGAGUGAUUUUAUAAGACCAAUUAUCUGUCAGUCUGAAUUUAAUAAACUUAAAAUGGGAGAACAAAAGCGUAUUAAAGAUUUAAUAGAUAAAAAAGCUUAUAUAUACUUUUAUGAUACUUUUUUUGAUGUGACUGUUAAUAAAGGAUUAAAAGGUGUCCUUGAGUUUUAUACAAGUCAUUUGCAAUCUAAAAAAUUUAUAAUUUUAAGUGAACAGAAUAUUAAAGACUACGCUAAGUAUUUUGAGGAUAAUAUUGUUAAAGAUCUUGUGGACGAUGUUUUUAUUAGGGAAGAAACAUCUUAUGAUGAUUACUAUACUAAUUUAGAAAUACUUUAUAGUACAGGUAAAAUUCUUAAAUCUACUUUAAUGGUAGAUACUUAUAAUUGGAGGAAUGGAACAAUUUUUUGUCAAAAUAAACGUGUAAGAAUUUUAGGUAGUAAAAAUAUGAAUAGAGCUAUCCAUGGAGAUGAUGUAUACGUAGAGAUUAUAGAGGAAGUAUGCGAAGACGAAAUAGAUGUAAACGUAGAAGAUACAAAUGAUUUUGUAACUAAAAAAAAUAAGUUAGAGAAUGAAACUAAUAAAAAUGUCUUAUUUGGCAAAGUAGUAGGGAUUGCCAAAAGGGAAAAAACGGAACUUAUAGGUACAAUUCUUAACUCUACUAUUUCAGGUGAUGGGUCACAAAAUGUUUUGGUAUUACCUAUUGACAAAAGAUAUCCACCAAUAAGAAUUCGGACUAGUCAACCCGAUGAACUUGUAAAUAGAAGAUUAUGGAUAGAAUUGGAGUUUUGGGAAAAGGAUAGUAAAUAUCCUACAGGACAUUAUUUUAAGAAGAUGAGCCAGAUAGGUGAUGUUAAUGGUGAAAUUGAAUGCAUUUUAUUGUCAAAUGGUGUGUCUUAUUUUAAUCAUAAAUGGAUAGAACUAAUUAAACCAACUAAUUAUUAUAAUGUUGAGACGAUAAAGGCACUAAAUAGUGAGCAUUCUGACUUUUUUAGUCUUAAAUCUAUGUUCCAAGAGAUUGAAUCUGGACAGAGAAUUGAUUUGCGUCAUUUAGAUGUCUUUAGCAUAGACCCACAAGGAUGUACUGAUGUAGAUGAUGCUUUACACAUAACAACCUUGGAAAAUGGCAAUUUUGAAAUUGGUGUGCACAUAGCAGAUGUCUCUCAUUAUGUUAAGCCAGGCUCUACUCUUGAUGAAAUAUCUUCUGACAGGGGAACUACAGUCUAUUUACCAAAUAAAAGAAUCGAUAUGUUACCAGAAUUUCUAAGUGCUGGUCUAUGUAGUCUAUUGGAAAAUCAGGAACGUGGUACAUUUUCUGUAAUUUGGGAAAUUGACAAAACGGGGCAAAUUCUCAGUACAAAAUUUACAAAAGCUUUAAUUAAAUCAAGAAAAGCGUUUUCUUAUGAAGAAGCUUUGAAACUUCUAAAUUCACCAAAUAGUGCAUAUUUGCAAGAAGAUAUUUCCAGAUUAUUUGAAAUUUCAAAAAUUUUAAGAGAAAAAAGACAAAAGAAUGGAGCUUUAGAUUUAAGCGCAAAUAAAAUUGAAGUAAGUAACAAUAAAAUAGAGACUAAGAAGCCAAUACUUACGAAUAACUUAAUUGAAGAAUUUAUGUUACUUGCCAAUAUAAGUGUGGCAGAAUUUAUUUAUAAAAAUUAUCCUGAAAAUGCAGUUUUGAGAAAACAUCCGCCUCCCUCUGAAUCACCAAUGCCUAUUGAUGUAAAUUUACAAGAUUCUUUUAAUAUAAAUGAAGUAAUCAAUUCUUUAGAUAGCAAUAAAAAAGAUGUUUUUAAGAAAAUAGUUACUCGCGCUAUGAACCAAGCAAUUUAUGUUUUAUCUUCCGAAGAUACAGAUUUCUGUCAUUAUGGUCUUGCUACACCUCUUUAUACACAUUUUACAUCGCCAAUAAGAAGAUAUGCAGAUAUUUUAGUUCACAGAACAUUAUAUUGUAUUUUAUGUAAAAAUAGUUUCUCUCCAACAGAUAAUAUAAACCAUACUAUUCAAUUACAAAAGAAUGAAGAGAUAAGUAAUGAAGAUAAUACUUGUUGUAGUAAUGGUAAGAGAUAUAAAGUUCCCAAUUUUUCAGAAGAGUUGUCUAAUAUAAAUGACACUCUUAUUAAUAAUCUCAAUAAAAGACAUAGUAAUGCAAGAAGAUGUUCAUGGGAUGUAACUAAUUUGUUUAUAUAUAAUGUAAUACGUGAAGUAGAACCUACUACAGACGCAUAUGUUACGGAUAUCAAAACAAAUGGUGUCUUAAUUUAUAUUCCUGAUUAUGGCCUUAAUGAAGCACUUUCUUUAGGAGAUAAAGAAUAUAAUGUUUUUGAUCGAAUAAAAGUCAAGCUUUUGAAAAAUGAUGAAAUGUUUUAUUAUAGAAGAAGGUUUGACAUUGAAAUUGUUUACAAAUAA